Paramormyrops kingsleyae is the source of this 4717-nucleotide messenger RNA. It is a transcript of the gene ccdc73, whose product is annotated as coiled-coil domain containing 73. Lineage: Eukaryota; Metazoa; Chordata; Actinopteri; Osteoglossiformes; Mormyridae. The record is from RefSeq and is a predicted model, not a curated record.
UAGGUUUAAUGUUACAAAGUUGUAGGUGGUUUCUUUAAUAUAAUAUUAUCGGUCUCGUAUUUUACCAACGCUUGUAACUUGUUACCCUGCAAAAGAACUGUAAAUAACCUUUUGACGUAUUACUCUAUGAUUAAACCCGCCAAAAGUGUUCUCGCGCUAAAAUCGCUGUGUUGCUUGACAUUUGAAGGUAACGUUUCUUUGACAAGGUUUCUCCAGCAUUGUCUGAGGAUGUCUCAAGAGAGUUGUAUAAUCAAACAUGAGAUGGACUUUCAUGCAGAAACUGCCAAGCAUGUUCCUGAAGACAAGAUUGGAGAGGAGGGUUUUGAAUAUCAGCUGUUGUUAUCUUAUGCCCCACAUGAAUUGGAUCAGAGUGAUUUGGCUGUUCAAGUUAUACAAUUUAAAGCCAGUCUUCUUGAAGCAAUGGAAGAGCUACGUUUUCAUAGGCAAGCUGAAAUGGAUUUUGAAGAGCGAAUCAGUCAACUUUUGUUGGAGAAGCAAGAACUGGAAUGGCAAAAGGAAUCCUUCCAACAUCAAACUGACAUGUUACUAAACCAAAAUACUGAAUCUGUAACUGCUCUUAAGAAGAAGUUUCAGGCAAGAAUCAAGGGGCUGGAAGAAGAGAAGGGAAAAUACCAGGUAACUGUUGAACUGAAGGACAAGGAGAUCAGAACUCUUAAGGAAGAGCUUAAAUUGUUGAAGUUGUCCAAGUGCAGUUUGCAGAAGACAUUAAGUGAACUGGAGCAGAAGUUGUACUUGCAAAUGCAAACUAAAGACAGUCAGCUAAGGCAGCUAAAAGAGGUGGAGAGGCGCUUGGAAGUUGUGACUCAUCAAUGUGCCACAGUGAAAGAGGCCCACAGGAAACUUGAACAAAGCGUUGGAGAAACUGUGAAGCUUAAUAACAACCUAUCAGCUCUGAAUUACAAACAUGAAGCAACUAUUAAGUGCUUAAAACAGGACAUGGAAAAACUAAACUGUGAAUUUGUUAAGUUUAAAGUCAUGUCGGUGUGUAAAUCUGGAGAAGAGAGAAGUUCAGUUAAAGACCAGAAACAAUGGCUGCACAAGCUACAUUUGCAAGCAGAGAUGAAUAAAAAACUCUCUGAGGAAGUUUCUGCUGUAAGGGCUGAAAAACAGGAGGUGAUGAAGUUGUUCCAACAAGCCCAGCGGCUGUUGCAGAUGCAGACUGAGGCCGUCAGCAGAUUGGAGCUAGAGUUGAUCAGGCAAAGGGAGGACUAUCAGACUCUUAAGAGAGAACAUGAACUGCUUCAAGCGAGGACUAGAGAGAAGAAUGAUAGAUUUGCAAGCCUGAGGGGAGAAUAUAAAAGCUCCAAAACAAAGCAGGAAGAGGACAGUAUCCAAGACUACAUAUCUGAUCAAAAGGACACAUCUGAUGACAGCAGCUGUGAAACAAAGAAUAAAGAGAGUGAAUGUGAGCUUUCGCAAAAUGGCAAGGAGCUGGUCCAACAGUACUGUCCAGCAAGCACUAAAGAAGGUCCAUCAGAUGACAAUGAUGAAGGCAGGAAUCCUGGUCCCACCAGGCUCAAGGAGACAGUGAGCGAUAGGCUUCCACAGGCAGACUACCGUGUAGUUAUCCAAGCACAGGACACCACUGUUUACACUUCUGGACAUGCAGACAUCGAGGGGACCGGAAGGGGCUGCUGUGACGCUGACCUUGCCUGCGCAGCUCUCCAGCCGCCAGAAUGUCCCGCUCGUUUGGCACGGUUCCCUGCCAAAGGGCCUCUGUCUGCACAUACUGCUGAUGCAUUGGGUGUCGGUGGAGGCAGUACAGGUCAGCAGGCUCCAGACUCUCAAAACCUGCAGCUCUGCAUGGGUAAAAGUCAUCCAGGGCACAGUAUAUUUAAUGAGAACUGUGUUUCCAGCAGCUUCCCAUGUCAUGAAGGUGACUCUAUUAGCAAGUUGUCUGACUGCAGCACUCCAGUUGCAGGUGAUGGAGAACAAAUAAAGGAAGGCGGGAGGCAGGAGCAAACCAAGUGCAUCCCAGUCAAGAGAGAAGAGCUCACCAUUAUACACAGUGACAUCAACCAGAAAAGAACCUGGGCUCUAGGUUUUGGCACGGUUGAGGCUGCUGGUAUUAAGAGAUAUCCAAAUGAAAACCUAGGGGAAUCUCUUAACUCCUCAGAUUCAUGCCGACCUUCAGAUUUAAGUGGAGAAUAUUAUCAUGGAGCUAUUUCAGAAGAAAAUAACACCAUCUCUGACAACCAUGCUACUGUGACUGCAGACUCCCAUAUCAAUCCUGAAGAGUCACAGACAAAGCUAUCUGACAAAAGCACACAUCCGCAAAUGGGGGUGAAACAUGCUUAUGGCAUAACAGAAGCUGGAGGAAGUUCAGACAACUCACUGACUUCAAUACCUGAAAAACACACUUCACUAAACAUCAUGGCAGAAAAUAGGCAUCAGUAUGCAUCAUUAUCAAAUGACACAGAUAUUACUUCAGGUAACACUGAAAGCAAGGAUGGCGCACCACUCUGUGAAACUGAAAUUACUACUAUUUUAUCAGAGCCUCUCAAACAUGACAUAAAGCACAAUUCUGCUGAAAGUGACUGUUCAUUUUUUCCAAGAAACAAAAGGUUUAGGUCAUCAUUCGAUUUAGGAGUACCAGAGAAAUGGAAAUGGACGCAACUUGUGAGAAAUUCCUUUGGUUCCAUGAUGCCGCUACAAGGGAUUCAGAGCAAUCAGGAGAUAAAUAUUUCCUCAGCACCAGUGGCAGCUUCUCUUUCACCAGAAAAAAUAGGAUUCCUUUUAAGAUGCCAGGGUGUUCCUUCACCUCAAGCAAUAUCUGAGCCUGUACUUCAAGAUAAACUGAACAAGAAAGGUAAUUACUACUUACAUGAAGAGGAUACAAAUGGAAAUGGAAGAUAAUGUCUUUUGUUACAAUGCUUUAUCUGUUCUCUGAGAAGGCAAAGUCCAACAUCCUUGGUUUAAAUGGGGAAAUUUAGGUGUUGGUGUAUUCAAAUCUCAAGUUCUUUGAUCAUUAAAAGAUUGCUUUUAAGCAUAACACUUAUGAAGCAAGAUCAAGUUUUGUAAUGAACUUUAAAUCCCUCAUUGAACUGGGGAGCAAGAACUGGUAUUUUGACGAGUGCAGAUCAAAGCCCAGCUCUUCACAUUUUACUGCUGCAUGUACAUUAUACAUUUAGACAAGUAUUUCUGUAGGUUUAAGGUAAAUUUCAUCCUCUCUGGCUUCAGUUUUUAAUAUGGGGUUAAAAUAUAGAGAAUAGCGAGAACAGGCUUCCUACAGUGCAAAAACAAGCAUUAAUACCAUUCCUGCUUGGCCAGGUAGAAUAAGUGCAUUUAGCUACCAUUUCCUCUUUGUCAUUCUGAUUCUCCUACAAUUAAAAGGACUGCUGACAUGUUGAAUGCUUCCAGGAUCCACCCUCAUCACAAGAGAGAUAUGCAAGGGGACUGGAAUGUAAUCACACAGGCGUUUUGUGAAAUCUCAGCAGAGCAUGUAAGUUGACCAAAGGUAUUACAGCAGAGGAUGAAGUGAAUUAAUUCCUAAGAUAUGUGUAGUUCUGAAUAGGUCUGGGCCUUUCAGUUUCCAAAAAUAUUUCUCUGAUGCAAGAUGGCAGUAUUUUAAAGCUGAUGAGGAACAGCAGGAUAGUCACAUAAUAUAAAUCAAAUAGAUGCAAGCCAGCAUUUAGGGACCAUGAAGGAAGGGAAGGGCAACUUGUUGAUCGUGCUGAAAGCGUAACUGCCAAGCAGAACAUUUUAAAGCGUUGAUUAAAUUCUUCCUCUUAACAGCCGUUGCCAAAAAAUGCUUAAAAUGAAAACACACUGGGAUAUCUGUGUUUUUGGAACAAUUUAAAUAAGCCAUGAGUAGCACCAGUUGGAGUAAUUUCCCAAAAAUACUUGGCAUCUUGUACUUUUAAGAGACAGGAAAGACUUACUUUUAAACACUUAAAAAAACUCACUUGGAAGCUUCAUAAAGACACCUCUGGAUGCAUUGCUCUGAGAUGAAGCUUGCUGACGAUGGAUCACCUGUGGGGACUAGCUAGCCUAUAACCCUCAUUACUGCACUGGGCCCGGACUCUCUCAUAUCCCACCACACUCUGUCGCUUUGUGCUUUAUUAGAGCCAGAUGCUUCAAAUUGCAAGAGCAAUGGGAGAAUUUUCUGUGGAUGAGAAGACAGCCUUUGGCCAUUUCCUCUGACUGUUUUGGCACGGUAGAAGCUGCUGGUAUUAAGGUUAAAAGAGAAACUAAACUCUCUCUCACAAUGGUCUAUUAUUGUGAUGGAUAGAUACAUUUCUUAUAAUGUUUUUUGCCUUAAGAUAGAACAGCAGAGUUGAUGGUUGUGAGGGAUGGGUUUUUCUCCAAAGUCACUGUUAAAAGUGCAGUUAAAAAUCAUUAACGUAGCAUCAAAUGAAUGAGGACUAUUUUGAUGGCCAUGUUCCUUUAUCCUAAGAGACCAGAACUCAGAUUUCCAGCUCUACACAACCAUGUGCAUUUCCUGUAUACUCAUCUGAGGGCAUCAGCUCACUGCCGGAUAACAGUUUCAUCAAGAUUUCCAAUUCCACUUGGUGUGUCACUAAACCUGGGUUUGCAAACAUUUCUGAUUGCCUACAAAUCAGACAUUUGUAUCCAAUGCUCAGACAAGCACGGCAGAAGACAGACCAGUUUACACUAAUUUCUCCCCAAGAAGGAGAAAUUAGCCAAGGAGUUUUUAACUCAGCUGUUUAACGUAAUGAAUAAAGAGAAUAAACAA